Messenger RNA from Symbiodinium sp. CCMP2592, 1917 nucleotides. The record is from the annotation of a GenBank genome assembly. Lineage: Eukaryota; Dinophyceae; Suessiales; Symbiodiniaceae.
AUGACCCGUGACCCAAUAGCAGGCCCCACGACACCAGUACAGAGCUGGGUGAUUGCGAGCCCGCAAGCAAAGGUCUAUGCCACUGUCACAUGCCAGGCAGAUGCGCAUCGGUGCAUGCAGAUGUUGUACAACCUGGUCACCAAUGCUCUCAAGUACACCGUGCAGGGUGAGGUCCACGUCACGGCUGCAGCAGACGACGAAAAUCAGACCGUCACUUUGGAAGUGUCCGACACAGGCAUCGGCAUUGGCCAAGCAGCCCGCGAGCGAAUCUUUCUACCUUUCGAGCAGGAGGACCAAAGUGACUCUCGGCGCUACGAGGGUCUUGGCCUCGGCUUGGCGAUUUCCCGCGCCGUGGCGGAGAAGCAUGGAGGCACCCUCACCGUUGAGAGCGAGGUUGGCAAAGGCUCGAGCUUCAAAGCAACGCUGCCAUAUGAACAGCCCGAGUAUUUCGGACGAGCAAGUCCGUGGGACAAGUUGGUGUCGGAAGGACAUCAAGCUCCGACAGAGGCCGAGCCAGAUGAUCCGCUCGACAGAACUCGCAAUGUUCUUCAGCAUGCAGAGGCGGUGUCAGUGCGGCAACAUCUGUCGCUGCGGCACGUCUCCGGGCAAGUGCUGGUUGUUGAUGACGAUCAGCAAACCCGACACUACGUACGCGACGUUCUGCAAAGGACGCAGGCAGAAGUCGUCGAGUGUGCGAGCAGCCACGAGUGCAUGAGCCUGCUGCAUACCGGAGACAUGAAGCCCGCGCUCAUCAUCAUGGACGUGAUCCUAUCUGACGACACUCAGGGGUUCGACUUGCUGAAGUGGCUGCGCGCCCGCUAUGGCUUCCUCGAGCUGCCCAUCAUCGUCAUAUCCAGCGACACAUCCCGUGAGUGCAUGUUGUCUGCUAUUGAAGCUGGGUGCAAUGAGUGGCUCAAGAAGCCCUUCAACAAGGAGGAACUCCUGGCUCGACUUUCGCUUGCGAUGCGGGUCGCUGAUGAAGUGGCCUCGAAUGGCCUUUGUCCCGGUCUGAGCUCUGCCUGCUCGGAGGACAUUCGUGGCGUCGCCAUGCACAUGCCCGACUUGCAAAAGCGCCGUUCAAGCGCGUCCAGGCUGUCGGUUCCUUCAUCCCGCUUGGGGCGGCCGUCACUCGAGAGCAACGACCUGAAUGUCGCGCCUCGCAGCGUUUCCAGCGGCUUGGUACUUCCCAUGCCUGAGUGCGAGGAAGAGUCGCAUUCCUCCAGCGACUCUUCAGACGAGCCAAGCGCGCAGGUUACGAAGACAAAGUCCAACAAGUCCAACUCAAGUGUCAGAGAGCCCGCCUUCCAGCAGGUCCUUUCACGUACGGAAACAUCGCCAAAGGCAGCACCCACGAGCCCGGUAGAGCGAGUCCCAUCAGCAUCUGCUCGCCGUCGCAGUGGUCCGCAGGUGCCGCCAGAACAGUUCCACCAGCUUCACGGACUGGACUGCUACCGGCUGCUCGGGCGACUUCUCCCUGUGGAAGCCGUGCAGCAACUCGUAUGCGGCGAAGUGAUCGAGCCGCAGAGGUGCCCCAAUGCGGCAGUGCUGACCGCCUCGCUGCAGGGCGUGGAUGACGUCGAGUCAGAUGUUCUCAUGAAUGCUCUGGGUCACUUCCUCGAUGUACUUGGCACGCUUAGCACUGCUGAAGGAAUCGUCUUCUUCUCGUCUGCUGAGCUGGGGGCAAGCUUCGUGGCAGUCUCGGGACUGCAAGGCACGCCUGGUCACGAGAUUCAGUUGGUGAGGUUUGCCCUGGCAAUGCGGGACCGGCUGGAUGAGUUGAGGAAAGCGCUUUCCUCGGCCGGCGAGGCCUCGCAGCUGUCCCUGGCCAUCGGUCUUGACAUGGGCAAAGCCACACGACUCGUCCUCGGACGACUGAGCCCUCAUGCCGAAGUCUCAACUUGCGUGGUUUUGCAGUGA